UACCAACAGUCAUCUGUCGUUAGUCGUUUGCGUGUUUGCUGUUGGUCAUUUUUAUUAUAAAAUUACAAAAAUAUUGCCUUCAUCAUGAGUAUCAUCAUGUCUUGUACUAUUUUUAGUAUUCAUUAUGAUUAAUUUACCGAGACUUGCUGUUUUAAUGAAGAUAUACCAAAGUGCUAAUGAAUAAAUUGUAUCCAGAUAGUACAGUGUUUGUGCAAAUGAUUGUUAUCAAAAAUAUGUAAAAUAAGAAAAAUCAUGUUGAUAAUUGUUAAUUUAAUCAACUAUCACCUUCCGUUUAACCUAAUAUAGGGAUCUAUUUAUACAUUGAAACAAAAACACAAAGUUGAAAUCGGUCUAAGUGGGUCAACGCAGAGUUGGUAUUAUUUGAUUACAAUGAAUGAGAAAAAGUUGGUUCAAAACUUCAAGAGUUACAUUAACGUAUCUCCGCUGAGUAAAGGAGAAAAAAAUGGUUCAUUACAAGAAAUAAAGCCCAAACUAUUAAAUGGGGAGCUGGUGACAGGCGCCGCGCACAGCGUGGUGAUGCUGACGCCGCUCAGCGAAUGGGACCGCGGCCGCUUCGGGUCACUCUUCGUCACCAACUACAAGCUUUCCUUCGUUCCCCUGGAGAACUCAACAACUGAUGAGUACUGCCAGCGCAACUUCCUGCUGGGCGCGUUCGACGUGCCCCUGACCGGUGUCGGCGCUGUGUGGCUGACUGAUGGCGGCCCUAUACGCCGGCGGAGACUCAUGCCUUACGGGGACAUGCCCGCCAAGGUCAAGGGUCUGCAGGUUGUUUGUAAGAACAUGAAAGUCCUUACGUUCAGCUUUGCGAACUCCCCAAUCGACAACGGCCGCAAAAUAGCACUAGCUCUAAUGCACCACGCAUUCCCAAAGAGACACGACCUCCUGUUCGCGUUCGAGUACAGAGAGCCGUACUACCCGACGCUCCCCUCCGACAUGAACAUGUUCCACAGGCCCGGCGACUGGAAGCGGGAACUAGAGCGGUGCGAGUGCCCGCACUGGAGGAUAACCUGCAUAAACGGAACAUCGGACGCUUUCAUGUUGACUGCAGGGGAAACACUCAUAGUUCCCAGUUCAGUACUUGAUUAUAAUCUAAUGGAGUCGGCGCGCCACUUUCGGUCGGGAAGGGUCCCGAUAUGGGUGUGGGGCAGGCCUGAAGGCGCUGCCUUACUGAGAAGCGGAGAACUACUGUCAACUGAACAGUCGGCCACCGCGGAGAGCGUGCUUUUAGAACAGGUGCGUCGCUCCCACCCGAAGCUGACGCCGCCCCACGUGAUCUACCUGUGCGGCAACACGUUCACGAAUACCAGCGGGGCCAACGUACUGCCCCCUCUGACCACGCUACAGACCUCCUAUAAGAAACUCGUUGAAUUAUGUACACCGACCACGUUACGACAAUUCUGGAACCAAGACUCGCAGUACUACACGAUCCUGGACGAGAGCCGGUGGCUCCGCUACGUGGCCAACUGCAUCGCCUUCGCGGACGACGCCGCGCAACAACUCGCCAAUAACGUCACUGUUGUCUUACAAGAAGGUGAUGGCGUGGACUACUGUGCGGUGGUAUCGUGCCUCACUCAGCUGCUGGUGGACCCUUACUUCCGAACGAUAUCGGGAUUCCAGUCGCUCAUACAAAAGGAAUGGAUCGCGCUCGGACACCCCUUCUGUGAUAGGUUCGGUCUCCCGCGGCCGGGCAGCCCCAAGGAGCAGGUGAAGGGCGCGGCGGCGGCGGCGCAGGCGGCGCCCGUGCUGCUGCUGUUCCUGGACUGCGCCUGGCAGCUGCUGCAGCAGUUCCCGGCCGCCUUCCAGUACUCCGAGACCUACCUCACCACGCUCUGGGACGCCGCGCACAACCAUAUCUUCGACACCUUCCUGUUCAACUGCGCGAGGGAUCGCGAUCUAGCUGUGGCUAAGAACUUCGUUCAGAGGCCAGUAUGGGAUUGGGGCGAACAGUUCUCAGAGCAGGACAAGGCGUUGUUCUACAACCCGUUGUACAUGGGCACCAAACCCGCCAGUACCACGCAAUCACAAAGGCUAUCUCAAUCGUCUCUAGGCACGGGCAGUGCGGGCCCGUGCCAGUCCCGCCUGCAGCCGUGUCGCGUGGUGGCGGGCGUGGAGCUGUGGGCGCAGUGCUACGAGCGCUGGCUGCCGCCGCUGGACGCGCCCGCCGCCGGGCCCGUGCAGUACCAGCUGCACAACUACCACGCGCGCGCGCAGAUCCACCAGCUGAACGAGAAGCUGUCGUCCCUGUCGAUCCUGUCGAGCCGGCAGUCCAACGGCUCUGGCCCGGCCCCGCGCGUGUGGGCGGUCCCUCGCUUCUUCCCGUUCAGCGUGAGCCGCGCGGAGGCCGCUCCCGACCUGGACGCCAUGCAAGUCAGCCUCAUCGACGCUAGUCAACUCCUCGACUCACAGUCCCUACUCAACGCGCCCGACUAAGGUACAGCAGCUGCAAGCUACCAGCCUACUUACUAUGACCACCUGAAACAAGACUCCACGUAUGUGAAAGCGAGAUGACACACAGGCCCGUAGCGGCGUCUCACUUCCACGACAGCUCCAGUCCUGCUUCAAGAGUUCAUGGUUCGGGCAUUGGUAACUGCUCCGGAUACAAACAAACAAAUUUAAUACUAAAUAAAACACAUUUUAUUUUACCAAUAUCCAAUAAUAAAAAUAAAACGCGCAGUACGGUCAGUGUACCUUGGUAGCAACGAAAUGAGCUACAGACAAAAAUAUAGACUACUAUAACCGUUACUGUACCGUAGAAACAAAUGUUCAAUUUGGUUUUUUUUUAUGAAUAUGUAAAAUGCAGUAAUAAUUCCGUUGAUUGAAUUAGGACAAGACAUUUGACAGUUUUUGUUAACAAAAUAUAUGAAACAUAAACAAUGCUACGGUUAUCAUUUUAAACAUUUUUACUUUUAAUUGUGUUUACCUGUUUGGCAGUAUUUAGAUAAAUCGAAGCCUAAUAUUUAAAUUGAUAAAAAGAAACGAAGUAUCACUUAAAAACUACGUAAAGAAAUUGUGUGUGCAUAUCGAUUUUAUGACAAAAUCAGCAGUUUAAAAUCGGAAUCAAAUAAUGUAGAAAAUUGUCGCAAGCGAUUUUAACACUUCAGCCUAAAACAAUAAGUUUAAAGUCUGUUAUUCAAGUCGCUUCCAUGUGUUCCGCGCCUUAGGUUAAACAGUUUGUUGUCGUCCUAAUAUUUGUUACGUAUGUUUAAUUACCUGGAAGAUUAUUCUUAAUUAUAAUGAUUAGAGUAAAUGUGAAUGUUAUGACUUGUUUUCAUAUCAAGUUCGCGUCCGUUGAUUUUAGUCAAUUAUUUUGUAUAUAGAUGACUGUUAUUUGAUUUUAUCCUUGAAGUUUUCAUAGCAAGAUAGUAGUCUUCCAGUUUUCGUAUCCCGAUAUUAUUAUUUCCUUGUACCAAAUAACAGGUAGACAAUAAACCUUCCGCCGAGUGUUUAUCAAGAACAAGUCUCUCGAACAAGGCUCAUGUUUUACGCCGAAGCCAUUAUGGAGUAUUAGGUAAAUUAGAUUUUAAUAUAUUCGCGUUACAAUUAAGACGUACAUAAUAAUUAAGUUGUAUAUAGUCGUGAUAUAGCGUCGUUUUCUGUAAUAAAUAAAAGUAUUUUUAAGUUCCCUGUAACAAGGAAUUGAUUAAAAAUGUAUAUUCCAUUUUGAAAUGAUAGUUAUAUUUUUAUAAACGAUCGUUUUAUGGUGUGACCAUUGAAAUUAAAUGAAAAUAUUCAGUCUAUGCGGUAAUAGGUAGACACGUCCGGGCCAUUCCUAAAUUAUUCCAGUAUUUCAAAUUUAUUAUCUUUCAAUGUCUGCUUGAUGUCGAGCUUACUGUCAAACGUUAACAUAUAAAUAAGUACCUAAUUUUGUUACCAAUACUAAUCCUUAUUAAUACUACUCUACAGAAUCUAAAGAUACUAUUUCGCUUGAGAAACAACCGCAUGAUUUUAUAAAGAUUGAUCAGAUAUUAUUCAUACAAAAUAUAACUGAAUGUUGAAUGAUUAUGUUGUAAAUAUGGCAGCUUCAAUGCUUACUUAAGUACUUUGUUAUUAUCUUAUUUAUUUGACCGUAAUUUUACUGUAAUUAUCAUUUAUUGAAUAUAUUCGUACAACUAUUGUGUUGAACUGAUAUGUUAAUAUUAAUAUGUACUUUAUCAUUGUCCACUAAAUAAUAUUACUAACUAAGUUGAGUCAUGGAAGUUGAAUACAGUGUAUUCAGUUAAAAUUAAAUAGUACAAGUAUAUAUCGGGGCUCUUUAGGUAAAGAGUCAGCCAUAAAACAAACGCUGGCGCCAACUUACAUUAAAAAUUUAAAAAACAUUCUUAGAAUCAAAUACGUCCUAAGUAUUCGGAAUAUUUCGCUAGUGGCGCCAUCAAUAACAAUUUCACCCCUUCAUAAAUAGUUUUAUAGACUGCAGGAGACACUUGUUCAUGAACAAAUUAAAAAGGUGGCAAAUAUAAUAUUUAUAUACGGUUAAAACUUAUUUUGAUAUUUACCAAAAUAACUGACAUCGAACUCAAACUCCGCAAGUACCGAAUUCGAAUGUACUUGAAAAAUAACUAUAAUGACAGUUGACCCUUGUACGGCAACUGCUUUGUUAAACUUUAAAGUAUAAACGACUGGUAGCAAAAGACUGAAAAGUUGCUACUGUUAUAAUAUACCCUGGUGUUAGCACUUACUGAAACGCAAUACGCAGGUGUUUCAUGAACAUUGCUGCACAUAGAUGUCGCUACUGACGUCACGUUUGACACAUUCCCGUGUCCUCUUGUUACCUUAUAAAUAUAAACUGCCAGUACAGCUGGCAUGAAAGGCAUCAGCGUUACAUUUCGUUAAGAUGCCAAAUUAUUUAUGUAAAAUCAUUAAUGCAUCAUUUUUUAUCAUAUCACGAUUGUAAUUUUAGUUUUAACUGACGUUAUUCUAUGUAACGACUUGUAACGGUAAAGCCAUUCGUGCCAGCUCUGCUGUUUUAUUGAACCUACAUGUUGGGAAACAAGCAGUGUUGUUGUAACAUUGUAAGUAUAACUAUUUUUAUCAUGUAGUUGCAAAUAUUUAUAUAAUUUAUAAGUUUACGAACUGUUAUAACUGAUUAAUACAAAAGAUUGUAUGCUUAUGUCUUUCAAGUUUCUAAUGUCACUGUCAUUGUUGCAUGGGCGGGAAAUUUUGUAUUAGAGAUGGGUCAGGCCUGUUACAUUUUAGUUUAGUCGAUUUUAGCAGCAGCAAAUUAGUAAACUUUUGUAACGUAGUAUAAGUUUCAUUUAGCCUCCUAAAUACACGUUUUUGUUGUUGUCAAGUAACAUUCAUUAAAGCCUCUGUCUACUUAAGCCCGAUAUUAGUGCCAUCUCAUUUUCUCACCAUGUAUCAAAAGUAAGAAGAGAAUAUUAAUGAUCAUGUAGCCCAGUGCAGUCCAAAUUGUAUGUUGAAAUGAUUCGUACCAAAUUAUGUUAGUGUACCUGACAAGGUAAUACACGAAAUGUUCAAAUGUGAGGAAUAAAGGAGUUACGAGA
Molecule: messenger RNA, 5522 nt
Organism: Trichoplusia ni (cabbage looper)
Lineage: Eukaryota; Metazoa; Arthropoda; Insecta; Lepidoptera; Noctuidae
Product: myotubularin-related protein 10-B
Exons: 12
Coding region: 391-2451 (686 amino acids)
Source: RefSeq, a predicted model, not a curated record